Molecule: messenger RNA, 2151 nt
Organism: Beta vulgaris subsp. vulgaris (sugar beet)
Lineage: Eukaryota; Viridiplantae; Streptophyta; Magnoliopsida; Caryophyllales; Amaranthaceae
Product: cysteine-rich receptor-like protein kinase 10
Exons: 8
Coding region: 1-2097 (698 amino acids)
Biological process (GO): protein phosphorylation
Molecular function (GO): protein kinase activity; ATP binding
Source: RefSeq, a predicted model, not a curated record
AUGCCUCAAACAAUAUGCUCAUCGAUAUUUGUUUUAGUUUCUCUCAUGCUUCCUUUGAUGAUGAUAUUGAUUCCUAUAUCAACAUCAGCUCCAAAUCUUUUGACACAAUACUGCCCAAACACCACCAUGUUUGCUAACAACAGCCAAUAUGAAACCAAUCUCAACGCUGUCUUCCGAUCUUUAUCCUCCAGCACCAGCAACACCACCGGCUAUGUGCAAGCAGUAGUCAGAAACAGUUCAAACGAAGCCGUGUAUGGUCACUUUCUCUGCCGUGGAGAUCAAUCUGUGUCCUUGUGCCGCGAGUGCGUGGAUACUGCCACAACCUCUGAUCUUCCCCGCAAUAGAUGUCCCAACAGGAAGGUGGCAAUAAUAUGGUAUGCAGAGUGUAUGGUAAGAUACUCCAAUGAGUCCUUCUUUGGAAGAAUGGAACAAUCUCCAUGGUUUCCCAUGGCAAACUCAGAGAACACAACAGGGAACAUGACACGGUUUAUGGAUGCUGUAGGGAAUAUGAUGAAUGAUGUUGCGGUUCGAGCGUCAAACGGCGGGCCUGAAAAAAAGUUUGGGACAGGGAUUUUAGAGUAUUCGAGCUUGCAGACGAUGUAUGGGAUGGGGCAGUGUACUCCAGAUUUGAGUGUUUCUGAUUGUAAUCAAUGCUUGAGGAUUGCAAUUAGUCUCCUUAGAAGUAGUAUUGGUGCAAGGAGUGUCAUGCCAAGUUGUAAUGUGAGAUAUGAGGUCUACCCUUUUCUUCAAAAUGCUACUUUUUUUUCUUUUCCGCCAUCGCCGCUGCCAUCAUUGCCUCCAACGGUGACUGCUGCCGGCGGUAAGUUUGACUGUUCUCUUCUAAAACUUCUAGAAUUUCUUGAAAUCGAUUUGGGGAAAAUGCAAGGGGCUAGGUUUUCUAUUUUUUCUGGAGAAAAAAAAGUAUCAAUCAAGGUGAUCAUUGCCAUUGUUGUUCCCGUAGCUUCUGUAAUAUUGGUUAUACUCUGCUUGGGGAUUUGUUACUUUGAGCCGAAAUCUAAGAAGCUCAAUACUCAACCUGUGGAAAAUGGACAAGAAUUGAUAACCGUCGAGUCUUUACAAUAUGAUCUUAGUACGCUUCAUUCGGCCACGGAUAAUUUUUCAGAUGAGAAUAAAUUAGGUGAAGGGGGAUUUGGAAGUGUUUAUAAGGGUACUCUAUCAAAUGGACAAAAGAUAGCAGUAAAGAGGUUGUCUUUAAGCUCUAGCCAAGGUGUUCAACAAUUUAAGGCUGAGGUAAUGUUGGUGGCCAAGCUUCAACAUCGAAAUUUGGUGAGGCUAUUGGGAUUUUGCUUAGCAGGAGAAGAAAAGUUGCUUGUGUAUGAAUAUGUUCUCAACAAAAGCCUUGAUUACAUCCUCUUUGAUGAUGAAAAACAAGGAAAAUUGGACUGGGAAAGGCGUUAUAAUAUCAUAUUAGGGGUUGCUCGAGGAAUGCUUUAUCUCCAUCAUGAUUCUCGUUUGAAAAUUAUACACCGCGAUCUCAAACCAAGUAAUGUGUUACUUGACCUUGAUAUGAACCCUAAAAUUUCAGAUUUUGGGUUGGCAAGGAUAUUUGAAGUCGAUCAGACACAAGCUAGUACAAAUAGAGUUGUAGGGACUUACGGGUACAUGUCUCCGGAGUAUGCAAUGCAUGGAAAGUUUUCUGCAAAAUCUGAUGUAUAUAGCUUUGGUGUUCUAGUCUUAGAGAUUAUUAGUGGCAAGAGAAUUAAUGGUUUCUAUCAAUCAGGCUACGGCGAAGACCUUCUAAGCUAUGCAUGGAAGCAAUGGAUAGCUGGAACACCCUUGGAAUUUGUGGAUCCAACAAUAAGAGGUUUGUGCUCCUCUAAUGAAGUCAUAAGAUGCAUGCAUCUUGGUUUCUUAUGUGUUCAAGAGUCUAUAGACGACAGGCCUACAAUGGCGACAUUAGUCCUCAUGCUGGAAAGUCACUCUGUCACUUUAAAGGCGCCUCAAGAACCUACUUUCUUCGGAAAAAGCGGAUCCAAUUCAGGCUUUGUGGAGCACAUGGGAUCAGAUCAAUCAAAGAGGAAGUUGAUUCUUGGGUCAAUAAACGAUGUUUCUCUCACUGAGUUAGAACCAAGAUAGCAGCAUGUAUGCAUUGAGGAACAUAGUAUUAAUUAAUAUACAAUUGUUAUGUAA